AUGCCGGGCUCUACACCCGCGGUGGAGCCACCGCCGUUCCAGGAGGCCGCGCAUUGUGACGUCUGUAAAUGUGGCUUCAACGCCUUCCGGAGGCGGGUAUGUCUCUCCUCGUGAGACGCUGUGCCUAUCCAUGGCGAUGCGAUGGAAAAUUCUCCUUUCCUGCUCCUGUUGGUCUCGUUUCUGUUUUUGUUUCAUUGGUGUUGGUAUUGUUUUGAUUGCGCUGUACCGUCUGAUCCCCUCUUGAAUUCACCUUCUCGGCUGUCGUACUAGAAUUGAAGGAAAAGAUGAACAGAGUGAAAAGGAUGGAGAACGGAGAGGAAUGGUAUCCAUUUAUCCGCGCAGCUGUCCAGUGCGUAAAAGUUCACGCAUGAGGGACAAUUGACAUGAGAGAGGGGAAGGGGUGGGGGACUUCCUUCGAGGUUAUUUAUUGAAAAAUGAGGAGAGGGUGCGCAGAGUCUGAAUAUCAGCUAUUCUGAAAUCUCCAUUGCUUUUUGAGCGGCCUUGAUAGAGGAUAUCCUCUCAUUCGAUGUGAAAACUCAGCUGGUAUCAAAACUUGGACGUUGAGUUGCGUAUAUCUUUUGAAGGUUUGGAAUCUGUGUCUGCAUCCGUAUGUCACACCGCUUCAAGGUACAACAAUGGCCUAUUAGAUAUUCCCCCGCCAUAUGGCAGUCGCCCUGGGUGGGAGUGGGGCGGGCAAUGAUUUAAUUUAGGUGUGGGAGCAUCGACGAGUGUAUUCCUUCAGGAACUGGAAAUUUUCAGGCUCCUUUGUCGUCAAAAACUUUAGGUGAAUAAAGGUUUUCUAAAUCCUUGUUUUUUAAAGAUCACUAGACUCUCAUCUGGCAUACCUCAGCUUGUCUUUUCUGGUGAAGUCUACACGUUAGCAAUGACAUUGUUAAAUAUUUCCUUACCUAAAUAAUUUUUUACGAUGUGGAGUCUGGUUAAAUUGCUCAAAGAAGAAUCCGAGUGAUAAACCAAAAUAUUUGCCUACUCAGUAUAAAUUUGAAGAAGUAUAGGGCUAGUGAUCUGCUUCUUAAAGAUGAUGAAAAAAUAUUUACUACGUUUAGAUUCUUUCAAAUAUUUUGGAACCAUAAAAGAUGAUUUGAUGCUGGGCUGUAAAGGUUUUGAAUAAAAAAAUCUGUCUUUUAAAGCAUUCAACAACAGCGUGAACCUUAUUUUGAUAGCUUAGAAUGAUGGAUUGUCCAAAUUCCAGACCCAGUAUCUUGCCGUUGUAAAUCACCACCAAAAUGUCGGCAUCAGGAAUGUGAUAUUGUAUUGGAUAUCUUGACUGCACACGACCAAUGUACUUUUAAGUAGGUCCAUUCGUAACAACUCUCUGUCAAUAUCGUGACAGGCUUCACUAUGAAAUGAGCUGGUUCAGAGAAGACUUGUGGGUAAAAGCAUUUCAAGAAUGUAGAAAGGAAUUUCAAGAAAAUAAGCGUCAAUUUGAUUAUGACAUGCAUUACUUAAUGAAGAUCCUGUGUCAAAAGGCUAAAGAGACACAAUCUCCUCUUUAUACUAUGAAACUGCUUCAGCUUGUUGGUGCUUUAUGUGAUGAUGAAGUUGAGCCCAACAUUUUAAGGAACUAAUUUUGUUGGAGACAUUGGAUUGCAUCCCUGAAUCAGUCGGCCUGCUUUGAUACAGAUCAGGAUUGAAUCAGUCCAUUCGUGGAUAACUACGAUGCAAAAACAUAUGAACAUUGCACAUUUUUUUAUUUUAAAAAUUAUUUAGCUAAUAAUUUUAGCUUUAAUAGAAUUUUAUUUUUGGAUUUACAUUAAGACUUUUUAUAUGUGAUACAUCAUGGUUGUUCUCCAAAUCGGAUGGUAAAAGCCUGGUUUUUAGCAAGACUAUUGAUAGCUCAGUGUUGCAUUGUGGUGAUCUUUUCUUGUGUUUUGCCUUUUUAGAUGGCAGGACAAGUUCGUUCCGUCAUGAUUCUGUUGGGGAUUCUAAUCUGUUUAGUGUACCAUCAUGUCAUGUUUAGAUAUAAAGGAAUAAACUUUUGAGGGUAACUUGUCGAUUUGAUAAUCUAUAGUAAAUGUCGAUAAAAUCUGUUUGUUUCCUUUGUUGUCUAUCCUGCUGUACAGCCAAAGUCAGCUUAAACAAUGUUUAACAGUUUUUUAGUUCAAGCAACCUGUAAUGUCUGUACUCAAUCCUACUAUUACUCUUUCGUGCAGCACCAUUGUCGAUGUUGUGGCAGGACACUGUGCCAUGAACACUCAUCAGAUCAAAUGGUAUAUGCAUUACAUUAUCCUUGUUCUUUCAGUGUUGUUUUCUGCCACGUUCUUAUUGGAAUACAUAUCCUCAACAUUUUAUGAUUUUUUUCAUUAACUGGAAAAUUACUGGGUUCUUUUCCAGGCAUUACCUCAGUAUGGGACUUACACAAAUGUCAGAGUUUGCUCUGAUUGCUUUAAUAAUUCCACUGGGUAAAUCUCCCUCAAUUCCAUCUUUUGUGAUUUCAAACGUUUUUUUACGAGGGUGGGUUUUCUUAUCAAUGCCUUAGAUGCUGAAAGUUAAACUUGCACAUGGUUACAGAUGAUUUAGUCUUUUCAUUAUUAACUAUGAGAAGUUAUUCUUCUCCAUUUGGUACAUAUCUUACCACAUCUGACAGGAAAUCGAUUGAAUUUCAUCAUAAGCUUGUAUGUUUUAUAUUUAAAAUCGAUUGAUAACUUUGUUUGGUACUACUGGUACCAACAAAAUUCUCUGAUGAUUGCUAAUGGUGCCAAAAAAUCACCUACUUUGAUUAUGUUCCUCCAAAUUGAGGAGAGUGUUCAAUGCUGAUGCACUGCGUCUUGAUCCUCUCUAGGUCUCCAAUUUUCGAUUGGCUAGUAGAGAUACAUUACAAGUCUGCGUUAUCACCACGUAUAUAUACCCGAUAUUACCGUACAAAUUUCCAGUUGAUCCUUUGAAGAAAAUUAUCUCGACUGCCUCAUUUUGGUUCUGACAUGACUGGUUUGGGUUUUUCGGAAACAGACAGGAAUAAGCAGCUGUCUUCGAACACUGUUUCAGGAUUAUGUCUUUCACUUGCGUAAAUGACCUUUGUGCUUCAUUCUCCUCGCAUUUGCUCAAACUUGGCCGUACUGAACACUCCAUUUUUGUCCAGUAGUUCUAUCUGGUUCACCCGUUUAAAUCGCUCUUAAGAUUCAAUAGGUCAUUGGUACACAUAUCCCAAGCGAUCGGGAGAAUAACAUGCCAAGUAUGGCUUGAGUGUCCCUCAGUCUUGGUUCGUCAUGUCGUCACCAACUGGAAAAUGCGUUACUUGAAAACUGUCUUAUCCAAACCUGAUUGCUUCAGAAACCUAGCUUCCAUUUCUUUCUUGCAUGUCAAACUAUGUAUCCGCCCUAAACAUAGAAAUAACUGUAGCCUUCAUGUCUUGAUCCGUUCCCUUUGUCUCCUUUUAUUUGUGUCUCUGUAUGUAGUCUCAGAUUCCUAGUUUGUCACUCGCUGUAUCUUCCUUUCAUAACAAUGCCCCAAUUGUAAAUCAAACACCAGGGGAAGGAAGUUUGGUGACAUUCUGUCAAAGCAUUUACAACUGUAGCAAAUAGGUCGGGCAUUAACUUCACUUCUGGUGGAGGCCUUAUCACAGAGAAAUAACCAGUUACAUUACACACCAUAGUUCUCAAUCACCCCUUCUUACAUGUCCCUAUGACUUACAGAUGUGUACUAGAUACUCCCUUUUUGCUUAAUGCGCACCACAGCAUGUUUCUUAGUUCUUUCUCUUUGACCCAUUUUGAGUGCAAUAAAACCGAGUGCGGUUCUAUGUUCCUUUUGGAAUUUCUUUAUCAUUUUUAAAUGCAAAAAUAUUGUGUCAAAGCCUUUGAAGAAUCCUCUCAGAUUAUUAUCAAUGCCGAUUUUGAUCUAUUGUGAGGUAAGAAUGUAGCUUGUCAUAAAUUUUCCGUUCACUAAACGAAAAUCAGUAUUGGCUCUCAUUAUUGCCCUUGAUGUGUGGCUAAUCAUUCGCCAAUACUUUUAUCUCACAGUUCUUGAUCUAAAAUCCCCGACAGUGUUUACGAUUGUGGGUAUCACCCAGUUUUUGAGCUCAGGCAACACUGUGCUUGCCCUCAUCUCAUCCUUUGCCCUGUUAGGUUGGCUUAAAAGGGUGAAUGUAGCCAAGUGAGAGAGUGACAACUGAUGACUGUCCACCGCAUUUAUAAAGACUUUAUCAUGAUCUGUUGAAAAACAUAGGCAAAGGGAGACCAAUUCUAGAGGGAGAAACCCUAGAGAACUUUCCCAAAAUACCCUCAGUCUUUUACAGUAUUUCCCAAAAUAUUCAUGGUUUCCCUCUCUUCUUUUCUAUAACAACCUUUUUUAUCUCUUGAAUUUUUUUGUAAAUUAGAGGUUUUUUCUUUGAGGUGCGGCAUGUAAUAGCAUUGACUUGACAUGCCUGCAAAUGUGUUCCUGCAUCUCAGACACAUGACAAUUGUUGCUUCUUGUUUUAGCCAAAGGAAAAAUGAGGCGCCAAGUAUUCCGAAUCUUGUCGCUGCUACAGCAGAGGAUAUUUCUAGGUUGGAUAUGGGUGUGGAUAUUGAUUCGAAGCCUCAAACAACCACCGUGGUAGUCCCCACUCAGAGUGCUCCAGAGUGCAAGUGUGGAAUGCCUCUGUGCAUAUGUACAACCGCGCUUCCAGACCCAGUACCCGAGGUGGCUAUCAUGCAGGAGAAGUUCUCUUACAUCCAUCUUCAUGGUCAUGUUCAUGUUCCCGUAUUUGAUUCAGCUGUUGCAGGUGAAGAUGGCAGAUGUCCCCCCCGUUCGGUCCAGUCCAAGACCAAUAAAGGCAAAUAACACAAAGAGAACGGCUGAAUCUGUUUCAAACAAUGUUGCUUCUUCCAGCAGCAAGCCGAGGUGAUUCUUCCAAUCUCUUUCGUCAUUUUUUUUAAUUUUUUUAUUAAUUUAAAAUUUGUAUAGCCGAUGAAAUGAGCAUGAAAUUUGACCUUGCUUUCUCCUUUUAUUAAAAAAUAUAUAUUUAAUGGUGAAUCUAAUGAAUAUUAACUUAAGUUGCAUCCACAUCAUUUUCUUCUCAAACUCCUGUUGAUGUUGCCUUUGGUGAAGUUGCAUAGUUUACGAUUUUUGGUAACCUUUAUUUUAUGGUCAACUCCGCAGUAUAUUUUUCAACAUGGGCCAACAAGCCAUCAGCAGGGUGGACCAAGAUCAUGGAAAGUAUGAAGUAAAUGGUGAUGUAUGUGGCAUCCUCUUGUGACUAAAUCAGGAUUUCUGAACCUUUCUGGGUCGUCCCCCCAUUUAUAGCAUCAUCUGCUGUUAUUUUAUUUUCAGGGUCUUAGAGAAGCCAUCAAAUAUAGCGAUGUUAAGGCUGUUAAGAGGCUUCUGGAUGAGGUGCACAGCCCCGUUACGUUACCAUUUUUUCUGACUGUUUUGAUUGGUAGCUGAGAUUCUCUCAUGAACAGGGUGUGGAUCCAAACUACCGCGACAAGCAAGGAUUGUCAUUGCUUCAUUUGGUAUGCUCUAAUUUUUGGAUUUUUUUCUUAUAAAAAUUGUGUUUUUUUUUCCAUUUUAAUCCAGCCUUUUUAUGGCUCAUUGAUUCAUUUUUAUUGAAUUCUAUUUCUUGUUUACUAUCCGUUGAUGAUUUUAUUAUAGUAUUUUUCUGCCCAUCACUCAGAUUCAUCCAUGAUUCAAGAUUAUAUGAAGACUUACUGAAUUAGUAAAAAAAAAUCCCACCUUGUUCAAUGUCCGUCGAUUAUGUUCAUAUAAUAUAUUUCUGCCCACCAUUCAUUCAGAUUCAUCCAUGAUCCAAGAUUAUAUGAAGAAUUACUGAAUUAAUUUUAAAAAAAAUCCACCUUUUUUAAUGACCGUCGAUUAUUUGAAUAUAAGAUAUUUCUGCCCAUCAUUCAGAUUCAUCCAUGAUUCAAGAUUAUAUGAAAAACUACCGAAUUAGUUAAAAAAAAAUAAAAAUCCACCUUGUUUAAUGUCCGUUGAUUAUUCUAAUGUAAUAUAUUUCUGCCCAUCAUUCAUUCAGAUUCAUCCAUGAUUCAAGAUUGUAUGAAGAACUACUGAAUUAGUAGAAAAAACAUUCAACCUUGUUUAAUGCCCGUCGAUUAUUUUCAUAUAAUAUAUUUCUGCCCAUCAUUUAUUCAGAUUCAUCCAUGAUCCAAGAUUAUAUGAAGAAUUACUGAAUUAAUUAAAAAAAAAAUCCACCCUUCCCUGCCCCAGGCCGCCCUCUUCAACCAGACAGAAAUCGCCUUCAUUCUCAUGGACCACGGAGCAAGUCUGGAAUCCAAGAACGCGCAAGGUAAUCUUCAUCUCUUUCCUCUGGAUCGAUUCUGACCUACCAACAUGAACCCUAGACUCCUCCUCAUCUGGUCAUGGAAUCCGCCAGCUUCUCCUCAUCUUGUUUUCUUCGCUGCGGAGGAUUAGAUUCCCUCUCUACCCCAUGCGCGUGGGCUUAGAAGAAGAUCAGCUGGUGCACCUGUCCUUAACCUAGAGGAUUUUCUUUGUGCUCUAUAGGGGAGACGCCUUUGGAUUGCGCCCCCACAAUGCUGCAGUACAAGAUGCGCCAGAAGAUGGGAGCGGGGCCUUGA
Molecule: messenger RNA, 6527 nt
Organism: Spirodela intermedia
Lineage: Eukaryota; Viridiplantae; Streptophyta; Magnoliopsida; Alismatales; Araceae
Source: the annotation of a GenBank genome assembly